CAUUCGUCGUGCUCUUGUUCGGCUAUUGUGGGUGAGUUUCCCGAUAUUUUACGUUUUUCGUAAUCUGAGUAAAUAAGUAUUUAAAAUAAUAGUUGUUGGUCUUAUCAGAAAAUAUUAAUUAAGACGUAGGAGUUUUAUUCAUGAUCUCGAGUGUUGAUCACAUUAUCAACUCUCCAAACUGACAAAUUUUUAUUUUCUUUCUCGUAGAUUUCAUGGCUGACGAGAACUAUUGGAAAGGAUGGAUAUUGCAACAAGUUAUUUAAUUCUUUUAGUAUGGCCACUGUCGAUGGUUCAUCGUCUGUAGAAAAACCAUCUAAUGUCUCAAAAGAAUCGAACAACGGAGGUCGCGAAACUUCAGCGGACAUCGACAAUAUCCAAGAUGGCGGACAUGUCUCUUCAGGACCCUCUUUGCUUCAGCAAAAUGCUUUAGGAAUCUUCGUUCCAGCGCCAUCACUUCCUCCAGUAGGUAAGUUAAAUAAUUUUCUUUUUAUUAAUGUUGCAGAAACUAAAGGAAUAUAACUAGUUUUAAAGCCUACAAUUUGUCGUUAAUAUGGGGAGCGAAUGGUGGCUUAGCUUGUACUGUAGUCUUUACCUUACGUCUACGUUCAUCCAGUGUUCAUCUACCUCAGUGGUGGUUAAUGGUGAUUUCAAUGCAGAAGCAGCUAAUUUUAUUAUGAUAUGUGAUUAUCAAUACCCAUAUCUAGGUUUCUAGCUAGGUUUGUAUAUCUUUUUGAUAACUAUGCAAGCUAUAAAAACAAAACAAACAACUUCGAAUUGGCUACAUUUGAAUAUACCUGAAAUGAGUGUCACUCUAAAUAAUUCAUUUGUUUCAUCUAAAAUGAAAACCUCUUACUUUCUAAGGGGAAACUCGGUGGGCCAUAUAUUUUGCGUGAAAUGGAUGUACAAGAGUUAAGAUGUGUCUUCACAGGGUAAAAUCUUUCACCAUUAUUUUCUUCAAUAGAAGCUUCACGAUCACGUUUUUAAUGGACUGAUUCACUUGUAGAUAAUUUAUAAUCGAUUACUCAGAUUAUUCAUAUUUGUUUAGCCAGUGAAUUAGAAGUGUGUCCUACUAGUCCUACUAAGCAGUGCUGGAUCUAGCACAGCUGUUUGGGGCACUAAACAGCUGUUUUCUGUAAUUAUACACCAAUCAGGGCUGUCUCUAAGAUUUCACGAUACUGGGUGAAUGCAGCAAGUAGGCGGAGAAUCAAGCAGCGAUGGAUUUCUCUUGGUUCUAUAAAUUUCUUCUAUUUUCCUAAUAAUGAAAGGAGCCAGGGGUCACAUUCAUAGUAGCCUGCACUACAGACGGAACUAAACUUCUGGUUAAGUCCGUCUGCAACACAGCACCGAAAUCCUGGGCCCCCACCUUUGUACCAGUUUUUGAGUACGCACCAUGACUGACCUGUAAAAAAAGCCAUUACAAGUCAAUUUGCCAAUCAGGUUGAAGGGAAAUUUGAAAUAUAUUUGCAGUAAUUUGUUGAGUCCAUUGGUGGCCCAGAACAAGGAUAUUGGGGCUGCUUCGCAGACUUCACUACGUGUUCAUAGAAGCUGGGAGAAAUCCCUGACCCCUGUUCCUUAAUGACUCACACCCAUGCCGAUAAUAGGCUGACUUAGCAACAGAACGGGAAUGUCAGGUUACGACAGGAAAGUACACGGAAAGGACUAAACUUGACUUCUGGUUAAUUUGCCACUCCGCCAUUGGUUAAGCUAGUUGUUUGAUUUGAGCAUGCCAUCAUCAACUGACAUUCCUGUUUUGUUGAUACCGGUAAAUCAGCCUAAUCACCAAAUGACAAUAUUUGGCAACAGGAUUAGAUAGCUAGACUUUUUGACAAUUUAUUUCUUGCCUGUGAUUAAGAAACUUCACCUGGAAUCAGCAUUAAAAAACAGCAAUUUUUCACUGUAAUAAUAGAACAAAUGAACAAACAAACAGAAAGACAACAACUCAUUUCUCAAUAUUAGAUUCCAUGUUGCUGUGCUUCUGUUCAGUAGUAGAUAACAGAUGACGUCAAAAUAUGGUAAGGAUGAAAAAGUGGCACUGACGUUCUUUCAUUAAAAAGCGAUGACUUCCUUACAGGUUUUCAAAACUUUUGUCACAGUGUCACUCUAAUGCAGUUUUGGUUUCUUCACAAUAACAACAACCUUGUUGUUAGUUCAAAUCAAAAUGAUUUUAAUUUAGUUUGAUUCUCACGGUUAUCUUUGUCUUCUAACCCUAAUCAUAAGUCAGAAACAAAAAAUUAAAUUACCCUUUUUUUGAAAACUUUUUUUCUGGGUAAUGACAAGGGCUAGGUGACAAAGAAAGAUGAGAAUCAAACCUUCACAUUGAGCUGAAAUAGCCAUGUGAUGCGGUGAUGUUAAAAAUGAUAAAUGAGGUGUGUGACACAAUUCAAUCACGGAAUCAUCUUCAGCAAAAUUACCAUAUCAGAAACCAAGUGAAAUUGUUCAGCCUGAUAAUAACGUACAAAGCAUAUUAUUUAAUUCACUUGUGUUUGAUGUAAUAAAAAUUCCAUACAUAUAAUCCUUUCCUUUUGAUAAUUUUAGUGUCCACUACUAAUGGUGUGGUCCAGAAAGAAUUUCCUGCACUUCAAAAUACCACCAAGCCGAUCCCUCCAAGUGUGUUCUCCUACAGGUUUGCAUCACCCACCAGCAAUCAGACUCCUUAUUAUGUCUCAUCAGAUAUAGUACUUAGGUAAGAUAGUGUUAAUGUUUUGUCUAUGUUAGUGCUGCAGGAUAUGACAUGCUGUAACCUAUAGACAAACUGUUUAUUUUGAAGUCAAGAGAUUACAUCCUGGCUUAUCUUUUAGCAGGCUGAGAAAAAAUACAUUGUACUUUGUGAAAUUAACAGUUGGUUUUGAUAAACUCCUUCCAACCAAUGAUACUUUUGACCCACCUUAUGUUAAAAAAAAUAAGUAAUGCUCUACUCUAACAUUGAAAGGCAGAAAGGUUUUUUUCAGUCCUCAUACAAAUCACAAAUUUCGUGCCUUUGAAUUAAGGAAAGUUGGUAAGUGUGUGCUAUUCUAUUAAUUUAUCAAAUCUGUGGUCUGGAUAGCAAUUUUUGCACAUUUUGAUUGGCUGCCUUUGUAAGAUAAGCACAACAGUCAAGAUGGCUAACAAGCUAAAAGCUCUAUAUUGCUCAGCCACAAAUGGAGCAGCUUGGUUGUACCAACAAAUACCAAGAAAGCACUCACUGGCAGGCGUUUUUAGGGAAGCUCGUAAUUCUCCCCUCCCCACAAGGGAAGGCUACGUGUACAAUGAAAUUGGCCUGUUUGUGUUUUCUUUAAGGGAGAACAUAUUUUUCUUUACUGAAUUUGUAACGAAUUAAAAUCAUGGAAAUGCACUCAAAAAAUUCCCAAACCACUGUCAAUUAAAUUGUAAACAAAGCUUUUACUAAGUGAUAACUUUUAUUUUCAAUUUUUGUAUAGUGGCGGCAUUGCACAGCAAACAAGAAGGAGGAUUGUACAUAAUGAAGGUUGGGUAAUUAAGACAACACAAUAACUUGUAUAAGUGCCAAGAACCUAUGGUAAUUUACCAAUCAAUUUAAAAAAUAUACGAGAAAAGACAAUACAGCCACAGAAAAAUUUAAAGUUAGUUCAGUAAUUAGAGAACAAAAAGAAUUCAUAUGGUUGUGUUUUUACACAGAUUUAAGCUGCCACGUAUACGUCCUAGAUAGCACACCAUAACAUGGGUGAUACCUCAUAAAAGCUGUCAAGAAUAUCAAGAACAUUUUCCUGGUCAAUUAUUUAUGGUUGUCCAAAAUUUGUAAAUUUUGAGUCAGCUUCUGAGUCUGUGGCUGAACUUCUAAAGCAUGACAUUAACCUAUGAUCCUUUAAAUCUACUGAGCAGUACUUUUCUGUGGAGUUGUUUAUAAAUGUGCUGUACCAGGUGGUUCUAACUUUCGAGUCUGUGGAUGAAAUCCUGAAGUGUGACCAUUCAAAUGAAAGCUACUGAGCAGUACUUUCCUGUGGUGCUGUUUAUUAUGGUGUGCAAGGUGGUUCUAAGUAUUAUUUUGCGUAAGGGAAAAAAGUUAACACUUCAUGAUGAUAAGUGUCAGUCCAAACAAAUAACAAAAAAAAUAUUCCAAUAAGAGGGAAUGUUCAACAGAAAAUAAUGAACAAAAUUGCCUUAUGCAUACUGUAAUUUAUCUUUUGUAGUGGAAAGAAGGAGAAAGGACAAAAUAAACAGCUGGAUAUUUAAGCUGGCCGAUGUUGUCCCACAGUGCAAAUGGGGAAAGCAGGUAUAGUUAACUAGCCUGUGGGGAACAGACGCAUUUUUCGGUCUUGUUUCACCCGCUGAUAAAAUUAUUUUUCGGAGGGAGAGAAGUGACGACUGGAAAUAUGUCUGCUCUUUGCAGGCUAGUAGAGUACUGCAUAUAGUCAACCCUCUCUAAGAUGGAAACAUUUGGCACUGACACUUAGUGUCCAACUAAGAGUGAUGUCUGUCUGAUAAAGAGACAGAUAAGGAAGUAAAGAAAGGCAGUGACCAACUCUAGGUGUCCAUUUUACGGAGGUGUGUGUGUGUUAUAGAGGUGUCCGUUGAGAGAGUGUUGACUGUAUAUCUGUAAUCUACAGCUAUCAGUCACUCACUGUGAAGUCCAGUUGGUAGUCUUGGUUACAGCUUAUACUAUGUAAUAAAGUGUCUUAUUUAUCUUUUCUUUCUUUUCUUUUUUGUUUAAAAAAUGAGCUGCUAAAGUAAGGGUCAGAAGGAUGGGGUGGGGAUUGUGAUCAACUGGUGAUGUCCAUGCCACCUAAAGAGAAAAGUUCUGCAGGAUUGUCCAAAUUCAAGAAAUUCACUAUAGUUUGUCUUAAGGUGCUUUAAAAGUUUUAGAACCUUCAUCACUGGGUUUGAUUUUUAGCAGUGGCAAAGAUGUUUGUGAAGUCAUGCUCCAGCUAGCCCUCUCUGAUUUUUAUUUGCCAUUGCAAAAGGUUGCUUAAUUAGACACGUCCACCUCUUUCUUCAGCAGCCACUUUGUGAUUUGUAGGAUCUGUGUUUCACAUAUGCAAACUCUCCUGAAUUAUCUGGGAGUCUUCUGAAUACGACACCAUUCUCCUGCCCUGCCUGUCGUACAAGUCACAAAUCUUCCUGAUAAAAGCAACUUUUGUGCUUUUCUGUUCUUUAGUUUGAAAUUUAGCUCACCAAAAUUUGAAUUUUUCUAUUCAUAGUAAGGUUUAUGGGCAUUUUUGCACAUAUUUUGUCACUGAAAAGAUUAUUUCAUCAUAAUAGAAUGAUGGAAGUGAAUUUUUACGCUAUGUAAUAGUUUAUUCAUGUAAGACUUGAUAUAAUGUCCUAACCCAUUCCCAUGUUAUUAUUUGGGGGCUGGGUCGAUAUGUUGGGUGGGGGGGUCAACUGACAUUCUGGGGUAGGGGGGUGCAGUACAAAAGAGAGAGUCUCCAGAUUUUAGAUCUCCAGAAGUUGCCAUCUCCACUGACUUUUGAAUUGUUUUUGUGUUCAGAGUAAAAACAUUGUUCUGGAAAAGACUGUAGAGUAUGUAACACAAGUAAAUGAGCAAUUGAAGGCAUUUGGGGAUUUGCAGCAAAGAGAACAAAAACUGGGUAAGAAAUUUACAGAAACACCUGUAUUAAUUUCUUUGUUCCUAUGAAUGGCUACAUCAAAACUCAAAGAGAACCACAAGUUCCAGCAGUACAGAACAGUACUACUCACAAGUUCACAUUCAGAUUCAAAAGAUAGGAUCACCUUGUAAAGCAAGGUAAACAGCACCACUUGAAAGUACUGCUCAGUAGCUUUCCUUUGAAUGGUCACAUCCUUCAAUGGUCACACUUUAGGAUUUCAUCCGCAGACUCAAUUUAGAACCGCCUUGUACAGCAUAAUAAACAGUAUCACGGCAAAGUACUGCUCAGUAGCUUUCAUUCGAAUGGUCACAAUUUAGGAUUUCAUCGAUAGUUAGAAACACCUUAUACACAUGUAGCAUAAGAAAGAAUACUACAGGAAAGUAAUGACAUCUAAGACUUGCAUCAUUUUACAGCCCAAGAGGUUCAGCAACUAAAGAAUCAACUUGGGAAUAUCACAAAGGAAAACAAGCUCUUGAAAGAUUUACUUAAAAAACACAGUAUAGCCAUUCCAAGAAAAAUCCUCACUGCGCAGGAUUCUUCUUCAUCUGCGUCUAAUAACUCUGGAAUAACAAACAACUCUUUGACUAUGGCCAGCCCUAAAAUUGUGGCAGUAUCAGCUCCAGUAUCCAUGACAGUGCCAAAAACUUUAUGUGCACCUGUCCAAGUACCAGUCAAUGCUCCUGUUGUCACUAUGGUAACACAGGUGCCAAUCACUUCUGCUUCUGUCACAAGUUCUACUAAUGAUAUGUCAAAGAAAGAUUCAAUUGCUUACGUUACUCCAUUUAUCAUUGGGACAAAUCCAAUCUCCAUGACAACAAGCACUGUGGCUACAGCUUCUCCAGUGGUUCAGGUUGCUACCCCACUUGUUGCACAGAAUGUAGCUAGCGACCCUGGACAACUGCAGCUUAACCAACCGAAACAAAAUUCAAACAGUUCUUCAAACUACUUAUCCAAUUCUCAUCAGAGUGUUAAUCCUCAGGCUACAAGUGAUUUAGCAAGCUCUUCAACCCCACAAGCUUUACAAACUGUUAACAUACCAAUCAGCUCAUCACAAGCUUUGCAACCUUCUCAUGCAGGAUUCUCUCAACACAGUGUUGCCGCAAUAAUGAAGGUUACACUGCAACCAGGUAUGUCAAACUCUGCGGUAAAUCUGGUGAAUGCUGUUCCACUGGCAAACCCUUCAAUCGGAAAUAACAGUACUGCUGUUUUAAAUGUCCAACCCACAGUGAUAAACACACCUAGUAUUGUUCAAAAUGCAAGCACCAUGUUGCCCUUACCACCUUCAGUUUUGCCGGCAUCAAGCAGCAUUUUAACUCAACAAGCAAACUCUGCUCAAGUUGCAGCUUCACAAAUUGGUAGCUUUCAAGUCACUAGUUCUCCCAUUCAAAAUGGCGUAUCUCUUUUGAAAGAAUCGCAAAGUGAAGGAGCGAUUGAACAACAGAAGACCUCAAAUGUAACCUCAAAAAACCUCGGAAGUGGUAAAACGAAAAAAAGUGCUACUGCGAACAGAGCAUCUUCAAAAACCAGCUCUAAAUCUCAAAACACAAGGAGCAACUCACAAAGCAGGGCUUCGUUUGAAGGAAACACUAACUCAGCUUCAAAUAAACGCAGAGUGGAACACUUAAUAGGUACAAAUGACCCUGGCUUGGUGAAGAGAUCUAACGCGCUCAGCUCCCAGGAGUCACAAGGAAAUAUGAACGUGUGUCAGUCACAAGAGGAGAUAAUUACGCUACAGAAUUUCAAUGUGAGUGCUUUAAUUUCUGGUAUUUCACCUCAGGGGGCAUCUGUUGCCAAUAUUGUUCCUACUGGAAAUAAUUGUGGUAAACAAACAUUGCCUGUUUCUACUGUGGCUUUGAGUCAGUCAGCGCAUGGGCCACGCCUGUCACAUAGUAUUGCAUCAUUAGCGGGACUACCUCAGAGUAUAGGACAGCAACAAACUUCAACAGACCUUCAUCAACAUCAACAAGUGUCAACAUCUGCUCCAGGGAAUCUUAGUUUUUCAGCCGAGUCUUUGCUUUCUUCAAGUGAAGUCAUCCUGCCUAACAUUCCACUCAUAACAACUACCUCAGUUUCCGAAAAUAGCUCAAAUCAGCCAAGUAGUUUCACAUUAGCCAUUGUUCCCUCAGCCCAGAAUACCAGAGGAGUACUACCUCCUAGUACAUCCAAUGAACAGUCAGUGCACAGUAUACCCAAUGAACAAUCUGUGCAUAAUACAGCUACUCAACAGAGCCAUACACAGAGCUUUUCAAACUAUUCCGCCGAGGCGCUUAUUGGAGGAAGUGAGCUCAUAGGGGAUAUUGCACAGGAAUCCCAAAUUCAAUCAAGGCCAUCGAGGACAACAUACUCUGAUUUUAGCGCAGAGUCUCUUAUUGGUUCCAGUGAUUUAAAUUCAAGUUUAUCGUACGCUAUUGACAAUUUAAUCUCAUCACGGUCUGACGCAAACUUCAACAGCACCGCAAUGGUGUCUGUGAAUCCAAAUUUACUCCACUCUGUUAAACCCAACAUGGCACACGAUGUAGGAUCCAACUCUAUACUCGCAACUGUUUCAGACCUAGCAGAACAGAAAUCUGCAGCUACCGGUACUCAGCCAACAGGAACUUUUAAUUCUAAUAUAUCAAACAGUGCAUAUGGAGUCUCUGUCACAAAUUCUGCGCCAGUACAGUUUACAAUUACAAGUAGCGGGGAUAGCAGACGAACAAGAGAAGGGUCUUCAAAUCAGCAAGGAAUAAUCCCAGCUGUGAACAGCAUUUCUGCUACAUCUACCAGCUUUUUAAAACACUCUGUUGAUAGUAUCACCUCAUCGUUUUAUGCAGCCAGUAAUGCAAGUUCUGGUUUCUCACUGGCACCCAUCACUACCACAGUCAAUUCUUUUCAGCCCCAAUCUUCGUUUGGCAUGGACACACUACCAGCUAGCCAGCUGUCUUUUGGCUCCAUGGCAAAUCCAUUUUCACAAACGAGACCUUUUUUCACUCACACUUCAUCAAUGGGAAGUUUUCCGGUAUGACCGCCAAGAUAGGCUUGGGUAGAUACUUCAUAUAUGAUUCCUAUGGUGUACCGAUAUAUAGAUUCCUAUAGUGCGGUUGUACCAACAUAUAGAUUCUUUAUCUUAUAGUGCAGUCUUUCUUCUAGUGUACCAAGGUUCUUCCAGUGGAACUCAAAUUAUUAAUAUUUUUGUAAAAAUUCAAAGCUAAAGUUCACAAAAUUUUAGAGUAUUUAAGAUCAUCCGAUUUCCAAACCUUCUAGGUAGUGAUUUCCUUCAUAUUCUCCACGUGAUGAUUCAUGAAUUAUUUAGGCAUAUUUAACAGAGGCAACGUAAAAUCAAGUGAGCAAGCAAAAACAUUACAAAGUGCUGAACACAAGUUCCGGUGUUCAAUUUCCCAUUCUGCCAUUAACCUCGUUCCCAGGGCUCUCUCCUACCUGUCCCUAUGGAGCGAGAGAGAGAGAGAGAGAGAGACCCUGGUUGGGUCUGGUCACCUGUCUCCAGAACAAAAUUUAUUCUGAGGGAGGAGUCCUUUUUCUUUUAAUUUUUUGUCUGAUCUAGAGAACCUGGGAACAAGGUUAUUCUUCCGUUCAUUCAGGGAUAUUUCGAUUAAAUCACGCCCUACAAGACUGGUCAUGUGCUAGAGGUUUAGUGUCUGAUGACGUCACCUGAAGAAGAACCCCAUUUAUAUUGGUAGAAAAGUGACCCCCAGGGGGUACUCAACAAAGUUUUCGACAGGGAGGCUCCGCCUUGUGUCUCAACCUCUUACCCUUUUAUAUACCACUUUUGAUAGAAACGGCACCCAUUUUGUAUACCUUCUUUUGACAUAUGGUACCGCUUUUAGAUACCAAGUCCCUUCUGCUGUACGUUAUAUAAAUUAACUCUGAAUAAAUCACAAAACCAGAUUUUUUAAAUGCAUCUGUUGGCCAUUUUGGGCCUUUUUAUUUACCAGAAUGACGAAUAUCCCUUCCCUUUUGUAUACUUCAUCAAGUGAAAAUCCUACCUUUCAUGAGGGAGAUACCCCUUUCGGGCGGAGCCUCCCCUCACAGACAAUGAUAGGGAGUAUACCCCUGAGAAUUGACCUCGAGUCUGUGAACUUCUGUAGUGGUAAACAGGCAGAGACAGGUAUAGCUCUAAGAAACGUCUGUUUUCGAUCGGGGGAGUGUCACGGUCUUUUGUUUCGUUAGCAAAGUAAACAACUCACUGUGAGAGCGUCGUGGUAACCCAAAAUGUGACUAUCCCUGAGGGGCGUGGCUUUUGUGGGAAUCUUGAAGCUAAUUAAAUAGAGGGCAGAAGUAUGACGCGCAUGACCAUGGUAACAAAAUGUGUGGAUCUCAACAGUCU
Molecule: messenger RNA, 9885 nt
Organism: Porites lobata
Lineage: Eukaryota; Metazoa; Cnidaria; Anthozoa; Scleractinia; Poritidae
Source: the annotation of a GenBank genome assembly